AUGAACGGUGCCUCUUCUGCAUUUCGAUUUCUUCAAUCUUCACAAGUGGAUGUAACAUCUUUUACGAAUUUGAGUUCGAUCAGGAAGCAUCUCAACGGUGAUGGAAGAGUUCCUUCGGUAGUUGUUGUUAUUAAAUCAUGCAAUCCUAGUGGUUUUGGAGACAUGACGGCCACUCUAAAGGAUCCUACUGGCACUAUUGGUGCUAGUAUCUAUCGUAAAGUCUUCACCGAAUCGUGA
Molecule: messenger RNA, 237 nt
Organism: Lathyrus sativus (Indian pea)
Lineage: Eukaryota; Viridiplantae; Streptophyta; Magnoliopsida; Fabales; Fabaceae
Source: the annotation of a GenBank genome assembly